Messenger RNA from Anastrepha obliqua, 1240 nucleotides. RefSeq lists its product as uncharacterized. Bases 89 to 847 code for a protein of 252 amino acids. Lineage: Eukaryota; Metazoa; Arthropoda; Insecta; Diptera; Tephritidae. The transcript has a single exon. The record is from RefSeq and is a predicted model, not a curated record.
ACUUUCUUUCAAAAUCUGUCCUAUAAAACAAAAUAUAAUAUUAUUUUUUAAUAAAAAUAAAAAAUUAAAUAAUUAAUAAUUACGCACCAUGCCAAAUCUAGAUAUCUUUAAGCGAACCUGUACAAAGGUUCUCCAAGUGUGGAAAGAAGUAGAUGUUACCCAAUCCGAAGUUGACGACGAACCAGACGAGGAACCUGAGGCUGAAGAAGAGCAGCUCGAGGAGUUCACACUGGACGAAGAACUGGAUUGCUGCAAAGUUAUGGCCGAAUUGGAGUGCAUGAAACGGCGCAUACAAAAACUACAGCUUCGUCUCAAGACGGAUGAUGUCUGCGAGGCAGAACCUUGCAUUAAUUUUGAGAUUGAAUUGAAUUGCUCUAAUAAUCCGGAAAUCUGUGCGCUACAAAAGAAUCAUCACAAAUUACAAUGCCAAAUCAGUGAGCUCAUACGUUGUUGCAAUGUAGCCAAGGAUCAAAUAGAAGAGUUGCGUGCACGUAUGUGCCAGAAGUCACGCGAGAUUCUAGACCUGCAGAAGGCAGUGUGUCUAUUGGAGACUUGGCGGAAUAAAUUACAACAUGAAUUCGGAGUCUGCUAUGAACGUUUUCAAUACUUAAAGCACGUGAAAGCCGAAUGGGAAGAUGUGGAAAAGAAGAUUGAAGAACAGAAGCGUUGCUAUAAAGAGUUGGAAGACAGUUUUGUGCCGAAAGUGUGCUUCUUGAGGGAAAAACGUCAAUUUAUUGAUGAAAUUGAGGAAUUGCGUGAACUGCUCCAGGAGAUGUUUCACAUGCAGACGGCGAGGGUCGAUACAUUAGAGCAACGUAUGGCCAGCAUUGAGGCGACUAUGAAAUGAAAACGGGGAAAUAUUAAAUUGUAGAAGUAGUGAUGCAUUUUUUCUGCAUCAAAAUUAUAUUAGAUACAUUUUUUGAGUUUUUUUUUUUUUGCUCUUUAAGCUACUCGCAACAAAAUCAAAUUUCCCGCACUAAUUAAAUUCUGCUGGGAUUAAAAAUACUUAGAGCGCUUAAUCUAAUUUGCCUGCCUCAUCAGCUAGCGCGGUCAGUGGAGGAAUUACUUACAACAUUUCAAUUAGGUCGAAAUUUAUUUAGCAGCACUUAAUGCCACUUUAUACAGCGCAUUUCACUCAGCAUUCGGUCUACUUGAAGUAGUAAUUUUCAUUCAGCCGUAACAACUUUCACAAUAAAAUUUAAUUUUUUCUCUUCCUCAGCAUUUAAUUGCGCCCAUUUUA